AUGGCCAUCGCCACCGACAUCCCCAUCAUCGACUUCUCCCUGGCCACCUCGUCGCCGGAGGAGGUGGCCAGAGACCUGCUCAGAGCGUGUACUGACUGGGGCUUCUUCUAUGUCAAAAACCAUCCUAUACCGCAAGAGGCCAUUGACGGUAUUUUUGACCUAGAAAGACGGUUCUUUGCUCAACCGCUACCCGUCAAACUCGAAACCCCCUACGUGGCAUCGAAGAACGCCGGCUACAAACCCGCCAGCUCGUACGGGGCGGACGCCAGAUUUACCGAUCCCCGCGAAGCCAUCAGUAUCAACAAGUGGCCGACGCUCGAGCACGCCGCCGCCGCACCCCUCCCUCCCAUCCUCUCCGAGGCACGCCAACAGAUCUUCUCCUUCCAGCACCAACAUGUCCGUCUCUUCACGAAGCAGCUCCUCGAGCUCAUCGCGUUGGCGCUCGACCUCCCUCCCACCACGUUCACGCAGUACCACGGACCGCAAACGGAAAAUUAUGACAACUUCGAGCUGAUGCAUUACCCGCCCGUCACCACGCGAUCGUCGGACACUGUCGGAGGUGGGAUUCCUACAACAUUUCGCAUCUCGCCUCACACAGACUGGGGAACCCUGACCUUGCUCUUCCAGACCACCGUUGGGGGUCUCGAAGUCCGCCCGCCCAAAUACACUGUCCCAGACUUGUCGCUGGACACGGAGACGUGGACGCCAGCACCGGCUCUGCCCGACCUGAUCCUCGUGAACAUCGGCGACAUGCUCGAGUUCUGGACCGCUGGCAAGUUAAAGAGCACUUGGCACCGCGUCGUCCCCACCGCCACGGAGGGCGGCUUGGAUCGGUACACGUUUGCGUAUUUCCUGCAUCCGGACAAGGAUGCCGUUCUGGUGCCUAUGCAGGGCAUGCAGAAGCAGGGUUGGGUGCCGAGAUAUGCCGGUGCAGGGAGGACGGCCGAGGAGCAUAUCCAUGCUCGGAUCGAGGGCGUUCACGGUAAGAAUAGAACAAAAGGCGAAGAUAAGGCCCUCGGCCUGUCAAAUCACAAGGGAGUGAGUGCUUGA
Molecule: messenger RNA, 1050 nt
Organism: Fonsecaea nubica
Lineage: Eukaryota; Fungi; Ascomycota; Eurotiomycetes; Chaetothyriales; Herpotrichiellaceae
Exons: 4
Coding region: 1-1050 (349 amino acids)
Molecular function (GO): dioxygenase activity
Source: RefSeq, a predicted model, not a curated record